This is a messenger RNA of Knipowitschia caucasica, 498 nucleotides long. Lineage: Eukaryota; Metazoa; Chordata; Actinopteri; Gobiiformes; Gobiidae. The record is from the annotation of a GenBank genome assembly.
AUGGGCUACAUGGAUCUGGAUCUUGACACACUACGCUGGACCGGGGUGAAAGAGCGCACCUUCAUUGCAGUUAAACCAGAUGGAGUGCAGAGGAAACGAGUGGGAGAGAUUGUCCAGCGUUUUGAGAAGAAAGGGUUUAAACUAGUGGGCUUUAAGCUUUUGAAGGCAUCUAAGGACCUUUUGAGAGAACACUACUGGGAACACAGGAAUCGGCCUUUUUACAACAGACUGGUGACUUACAUGAGCUCAGGGCCGGUUGUGGCAAUGGUGUGGCAGGGACAAGAUGUUGUCAAGACUGGGCGUGACAUGAUGGGAAAGACCAAUCCGAUCGACUCAAUGCCAGGAACGUUCAGGGGAGAUUUCUGUGUGGAAAUGGGAAGGAAUGUGAUCCAUGGCAGUGACAGCGUGGAGAGUGCGCAGAGGGAGAUCUCACUGUGGUUCAAAGAGUCGGAGCUGUGUGACCGGGAAGUCUGCAGCAACAACUGGAUCUACGACUGA